AGUGGUAGGUAGGCUACUUCAGUACACAUGUAGAGAAAUGUGUAAAGAAAAAUACUGAAACUUCUGCAAGAAGAACUUGGGGGUGAAGGAAUAACGUUGUAGACUCGUAUUAUUACUAAAUGAAGAGGAUUUAUCACCACCACUUGAAGAAAUGUAAAACUAUGAAAUUAUAUAAAAGAAGCUUGGAUGAAGUCGAGUAACUGUCGCGCGCCGCUGGAAAGGAUCUCUGAAAUCGGCUCUAGACUAGAGCAUCUGAAGGCGAGUCUUUACUAUUUACAUCUAUAGCUGUACGGGAUUCUAAUUCGUUUCAAUAGGCUAUAUUWAAAACUAUGAUUAAACAUAUAUUUUGUUGGCUAUAGUCGCCAGUAUAAACUAUAGAUAAUCUUAAAAUCACAUUUUAUUUUUUAUCUUUAUUUGAAAUGUAACAUAAUUCUGUGAAAUUACAUUAAUUAGAUGAAUUGUAUUUUUCCUGGUUGUAUGUUAUUUUGUGGUUAAACACAUUAAGAACAAAGGGUYUGCUUGUCGAGAGCCUUUGAAUUGACACUAAGAUUUAAAUUACAGUAUACUUCAAUCAUAGACGAAAUCAAAUAUUUUUCUAGGGCAGCAACUCUGGAUAAUAAACGUCUCAAUUCCGGAUAGAUGCUACCCAGAUGCACUCAUUGACUUUCGAUCAAGAGAGAGGGAUUAAAAAAAACGAAAGUGUUAAUAAUCCACUUUUUUUUUAUUUUUAAUCUAGCUGGUCCAUCACUUUCAACUCAGCUGUAAAAGGUGGGGAUAUUCGUCGAUCUCACUCUAAACAGGACUUUUAAUYCGCCUCUUUACUGAUCUCUGCUGGACAUUUUUGGAAUAACAUCUUGACAACCAGAGACGAUGAACAAGCAGAUAUAUAUCCACUAUAACUACACAGGGAAGCUGGAAAACCGUCAGAAUGGAAAAAUCACAGGUGGUGGCGUCACCUUGGAUGCUAAAACCAUCGUGUUCCUCAUCAUCUGUUGCUUCAUAAUCCUGGAGAACCUGAUUGUUCUAGUAGCAAUAUGGAAAAACCACAAAUUCCACAACCGCAUGUACUUCUUCAUAGCCAACCUGGCAUUGUGUGACCUUCUGGCUGGGGUGGCUUAUAUCGUCAACCUCCUCAUGUCAGGGGAGAAGACCCUUCACCUGUCCCCAGUGUUGUGGUUUGUGAGGGAAGGGAGCAUGUUUGUAGCCCUGGGGGCUUCCACAUUCAGUCUCCUGGCUAUAGCUAUAGAGAGACAUCUGACCAUGAUUAAAAUGAGGCCCUACGACGCCAAUAAGAAUUACAGGGUGUUCUUGCUCAUAGGGACCUGCUGGCUCAUAGCGAUAUCCCUGGGAGCAUUGCCCAUCCUGGGGUGGAACUGCUUGGACAACCUCCCUGACUGCUCCACAGUCCUACCGCUCUAUACCAAGAAGUACGUGGCCUUCUGCAUCAUCAUCUUCAUGGCCUUGCUGCUGGCCAUGUCCGUCCUGUACAUACGCAUCUACAUGUUGGUGAGGACCAGCAGUCGCAAGGUGACGAAACAUUCAAACUCAGAGCACUCCAUGACCCUCCUCCGUACUGUCAUCAUCGUGGUCGGCGUCUUCAUUGCAUGCUGGAUGCCCAUCUUCGUCCUCCUCCUCAUCGAUGUGGCCUGCGAGCACCGCUGCUGCGCCAUCCUCUACAAGGCCGACUACUUCAUAGCCCUGGCCGUGCUCAACUCUGCCAUGAACCCUGUUAUCUACACCUUGGCCAGCAGGGAGAUGAGGAGAGCCUUCUUUAGCUUGGUCUGUGGCUGUCUGAUGAAGGGGAAGGUCUCCAUUAGCGGUGAGCCCAAUAAGCCCAAUAACCUGGAGCACAGCAGGAGCACAGCAGGAGCACAGCAGGAGCACAGCCCAUAAUAAUCAUAACAACCACAGCAGGGCAGAUGAGCAGCAGAAGGACAGGGACAGUAGUCGGAAUAUUAUAGUGGCACAGACCUUGAUAAAGAGUACAACAUCAUCGUGCGUCAAUGUGGCCAAUGGAGAGGGUAGCCUGGGACAGGCUGGGGGAGAGAGGGAGGGUGGUUCCUGGGAUGGCAGAAUGUGGCCAAUGGAGAGGAGGGUUGAGGUUUUCUGGGCCCUGAACCUCCAUAUCCGAAUCAAUCUGAGUGGACACAAGAGACUACGAAGUGUGGCAACGCGAGACAUUGUAGCCCUAUGCUGUGCAUAGGAUGGAGAGACAUUGAAGGACUAUAAUGUAACUAUACUGAAAAAAAUAUAUAAAUGCAACAUGCAUAGUGUUGGCCCCAUGUUUCAUGAGCUGAAGUAAGAGGCCCAAAAUUUUGCAUGCACACAAAAAACMUAUUUCUCUUAAAUUUUGCACACCAAUGUGUUUACAUCCCUGUUAGUGAGCAUUUAUCCUUUGCCAAGAUAAUCCAUCCACCUAACAGGUGU
This is a messenger RNA of Salvelinus sp. IW2-2015, 2427 nucleotides long. Its product is annotated as sphingosine 1-phosphate receptor 3. Gene Ontology annotation, molecular function: sphingosine-1-phosphate receptor activity. NCBI's taxonomy places the organism in Eukaryota, Metazoa, Chordata, Actinopteri, Salmoniformes, Salmonidae. Gene Ontology annotation, cellular component: plasma membrane; cytoplasm. The record is from RefSeq and is a predicted model, not a curated record. Gene Ontology annotation, biological process: regulation of metabolic process; adenylate cyclase-activating G protein-coupled receptor signaling pathway.